GACCCAAAAAAAGCCCCCAGUAUGUUCUGUUCUGCACGUGGGGGUGGAAGGUAUCAGCUGUGGUCCAUGAGUGCUGUCCUUCACUUCACAAGCCGCCAUCGUCUGGACGUCAAGCAUGGGCAGAGGGUGGGGAGGCAGCCAUGAAGGGAAGAAGAAGAGGAAGGAGAGGAACUUGGAGGAGCUGAAGAAGGAGGUGUCCUUGGAUGACCACAGGCUAUCUUUGGAAGAGUUGGGGAAACGCUAUGGAGUGGACCUCGCACGGGGCCUUACCAGUGCCCGAGCUGCGGAGAUGCUGGCCAAAGACGGCCUGAAUGCACUCACACCGCCCCCCACCACGCCGGAAUGGGUCAAGUUCUGCCGGCAGCUUUUUGGUGGCUUCUCCAUUUUGCUGUGGAUCGGAGCCAUCCUCUGCUUCCUGGCCUACAGUAUUCAGGUGGCCACAGAAGAUGACCCGCUCAACGACAAUCUGUACCUAGGCGUGGUGCUGGCCGCCGUGGUGAUCAUUACUGGUUGUUUCUCCUAUUUCCAAGAAGCUAAGAGCUCUCGAAUCAUGGACUCCUUUAAGAAAAUGGUCCCACAGCAAGCCAUGGUGAUCCGUGACGGGGAAAAGCUGCAGAUAAAUGCAGAAGUUGUGGUUCUUGGAGAUCUGGUGGAGGUCAAAGGAGGAGAUCGGAUUCCAGCUGACCUCCGUGUAAUCUCCUCUAAUGGAUGUAAGGUGGACAAUUCAUCUCUUACGGGAGAAUCUGAGCCUCAGACUCGAUCACCGGAGUUUAACCAUGACAAUCCUCUGGAGACCCGCAACAUCUGUUUCUAUUCCACCAACUGUGUUGAAGGUACGGCUCGUGGAAUCGUUAUAGCAACCGGUGACCGAACCGUGAUGGGCCGCAUUGCCACUCUGGCGUCUGAGCUGGAAGUCCGCCGGACACCCAUCAACAUAGAGAUUGAACACUUCAUCCGUCUCAUCACUGGAGUGGCAGUUUUCCUGGGUUUGAGCUUCUUCAUCCUUUCUCUUAUCCUGGGCUACACCUGGCUGGAAGCUGUCAUCUUCCUCAUUGGCAUCAUUGUGGCCAACGUGCCUGAAGGGCUGCUGGCAACCGUCACCGUGUGCCUGACGCUCACUGCCAAACGAAUGGCUAAGAAAAACUGCCUGGUUAAGAACUUGGAGGCCGUGGAGACUCUCGGCUCCACCUCCACCAUCUGCUCUGACAAGACAGGGACGCUGACCCAGAACCGCAUGACCGUGGCCCACAUGUGGUUUGACAAUCAGAUCCACGAGGCAGACACCACUGAGGACCAGAGAGGUUGUGGUUUUGACAAGAGCUCUGGAACUUGGCCGGCUCUGUCUAGAGUGGCUGGGCUGUGUAACAGAGCCGACUUCAAAGCUGGACAGGAGCACCUCCCCAUGAUGAUGAGGGACACCGUGGGGGACGCCUCAGAGUCGGCUCUGCUGAAAUGCAUUGAGGUGUGCUGUGGCAGCGUUCAUGACAUGAGAGCCAGUAAUCCUAAAGUGGCAGAGAUCCCCUUCAACUCCACCAACAAGUAUCAGCUCUCCAUCCAUGAAGUGGAGGACAAUCCCUCUGGUCAUAUUCUGGUCAUGAAGGGAGCGCCAGAAAGAAUCCUGGACAGGUGCAGCACCAUAAUGAUUCAUGGCCAGGAGGAACCUCUUGAUGAAAACUGGAGAGAGGCUUUCCAAAAUGCCUACAUGGAGCUAGGCGGACUGGGAGAAAGAGUGCUUGGAUUCUGCCACUUGAAUCUCUCUUCCUCUCAGUUUCCUCGAGGAUUUGAGUUUGACUGCAAUGACACGAACUUCCCCACCGAGCAGCUCUGCUUUCUGGGCCUCAUCUCCAUGAUUGAUCCGCCGCGUGCCGCUGUGCCUGAUGCUGUGGGUAAAUGCCGCUCUGCUGGCAUCAAGGUGAUUAUGGUAACCGGGGACCACCCAAUCACAGCCAAGGCCAUUGCUAAAGGUGUGGGCAUCAUCUCUGAAGGCAACGAGACGGUUGAGGACAUUGCAGAGAGACUGAUCAUCCCUCUGAGCCAAGUAAACCCCAGGGAUGCAAAGGCUUGUGUGGUGCACGGCUACGACUUGAAGGACAUGAGUCCCGAAUACUUGGAUGACCUGCUGAGGAACCACACUGAGAUCGUUUUUGCUCGCACAUCUCCCCAGCAGAAGCUCAUCAUCGUGGAGGGCUGUCAGAGACAGGGGGCCAUCGUGGCUGUGACAGGUGACGGAGUGAACGACUCUCCAGCUUUGAAGAAAGCCGACAUCGGCGUUGCCAUGGGGAUCACCGGUUCAGAUGUAUCCAAGCAGGCAGCUGACAUGAUCCUACUGGAUGACAACUUUGCCUCAAUUGUCACCGGAGUGGAAGAGGGUCGUCUCAUUUUUGACAACUUGAAGAAGUCCAUCGCCUACACGUUAACCAGCAACAUCCCAGAGAUCUCCCCUUUUCUCUUCUUCAUCCUCGCCAGCGUUCCUCUUCCUCUGGGAACCGUCACCAUCCUCUGCAUUGACCUGGGCACGGACAUGGUUCCAGCAAUCUCUCUGGCUUAUGAGACGGCGGAGAGCGACAUCAUGAAGCGGCAGCCCAGAAACCCCAAAACGGACAAGCUGGUCAACGAACGGCUCAUCAGCAUGGCAUACGGGCAGAUAGGAAUGAUGCAGGCAGUGGCUGGUUUUUUCACCUACUUUGUGAUUCUGGCUGAAAACGGUUUCCUCCCUUCACACCUGGUGGGCAUCCGCAUUCCCUGGGACGACCGUGAGACCAACGACCUGGAGGACAGCUAUGGCCAGCAGUGGACCUACGAGCAGAGGAAGAUUGUGGAGUUCACCUGCCACACAGCCUUUUUCACCAGCAUUGUGAUCGUUCAGUGGGCGGAUCUUAUCAUCUGCAAGACCAGGAGGAACUCUCUCUUUCAACAAGGCAUGAAGAACCGGGUCCUGAUCUUCGGUUUGUUUGUUGAGACGGCUCUGGCUGCCUUCCUCUCCUACUGUCCUGGAAUGGACGUGGCCUUGCGGAUGUACCCCCUGAAGUUGAUGUGGUGGUUCUGUGGAAUCCCGUACAGCAUUCUCAUUUUCGUUUAUGAUGAGGUCCGUAAAUUCAUUCUGCGGAGAAGCCCAGGAGGUUGGGUGGAGCUGGAGACAUAUUAUUAACAUUCAGAAAAUGUCAGUUUGAAUUGAGCGUCUGUGCGUGUGUGCAUUUGUUUUUUUUUUUCCAAGCUUGCGAGCUGAGUGUGUGUCUGCCAGUUGCAAUAUUGCAUGGAUCAGUUCACAAAACUGAUUAUCAUAAAAUACUGCUGAAAAUAGACUUUUGAUUUCGCCUGGAGUUUUCUUUUUUCUUCUUUGUUUAAUUAGAAAACAUUUCCAGCAGAAGCAAAAGUCGUGUACCUCUCUGUGUCUUAUGUGAGCUAUCACCAAAGUGAUGUACGGUGGCCUGUUGGCCACCAACCUUGUUAUAUGUUUACAAAAUUAAAAUGUGCUUCAAAAUGAA
Messenger RNA from Oryzias latipes (Japanese medaka), 3485 nucleotides. It is a transcript of the gene atp1a2a, whose product is annotated as ATPase Na+/K+ transporting subunit alpha 2a. NCBI's taxonomy places the organism in Eukaryota, Metazoa, Chordata, Actinopteri, Beloniformes, Adrianichthyidae. Gene Ontology annotation, biological process: proton transmembrane transport; sodium ion export across plasma membrane; intracellular potassium ion homeostasis. Gene Ontology annotation, cellular component: plasma membrane. The record is from RefSeq and is a predicted model, not a curated record. Gene Ontology annotation, molecular function: P-type sodium:potassium-exchanging transporter activity; ATP hydrolysis activity; ATP binding.